AUGGCGACCCGAAAACCUUUGUCGCAUGACGAUUAUACUGUUGGGUGGAUAUGUGCUUUACCUGUCGAGGCCGCGGCAGGCAAGGCUAUGCUCGACGAUGAGCACCAACCACUGCGUCAGGAGAAACAUGACCACAACAAAUACACACUGGGACGCGUUGGGUGUCACAAUGUCGUCGUAACCUGUCUUCCUGCCGGAGUUCCUGGAACGAAUGCGGCUGCCAUCGUGGCCACGCAGAUGCUCCGAACCUUUACCCAGAUCAGAUUCUGUUUGAUGGUGGGAAUCGGAGGUGGUGUUCCCAGUCAUGAACACGACAUUAGACUUGGCGAUGUAGCUGUUGGUCUCAGCGUUGUUCAAUAUGACUUCGGAAAAACUGUACAAGGUGGAAAAUUUCACCACACAGGGCCGUCGAAUAGACCGCCCAAUUUUCUUCUCGCUGUCGUAUCGGAGCUGAGAGCGAAGCACAUGUUGGAGGGAACUGAUUUAUCGGGCCACUUAUCCAGGGCCUUUAAAAAGUACACCAAGAUGGCGGCGACUUUUACCUUUCCUGGGCAGGAGCACGAUUUUCUCUACGAGUCCGAUUUUGAUCACCCAGAAGGCCUCGCCGACUGCUCGCAAUGCGAUAAACAGCGGCUGGUAUCUCGCUCAACUCGCCCUGUGCAGGAGCCGAUCAUCCACUAUGGUCCCAUUGCUUCAGGUAAUCAGGUGAUGCGGCACGGCGCAACCAGAGAGAAGCUGAGGAAGCAGGAAGGGGUUGUAUGUUUCGAAAUGGAAGCUGCCGGACUCGUCGAUGUUUUCCCAUGCCUUGUGGUCAGAGGCAUUUGCGACUAUUCUGACUCACACAAGAACAAAAAAUGGCAACCGUAUGCGGCGGUCACAGCGGCUUGCUUUGCUAAAGAGUUUCUGUCAGAAAUUGAGGCAGUUCAUGUUCAAGAAGUGCGCACAGCGGCUGAUACCACGGAAACCUUCCACGCAAUUAGCAGGACUCAGUCGCAAAACACUUCUUUUCAGACUUCGUCGCCAGUGUCGCUCGCGGAGAGUCGGCAAAUGCACACUGGGGCCAAUCAACUUGAUGAUAGCUCAAAUUCUGUUCUCGCCGGCUUCUCCAGACUCGACAAUCAACAGAUUAGCAACCACGCGCACGGAAUGGCAGGAGACAUAUCACACUUAAAACCCGGAAUUGAUUUGGAACUGAGCGAUGAGUCCACCUUGAAGUCAGAUCUCAUAUCGGUCCUUGCGAUCCAAGCGUUCCAGGACGCUCUCGGACAAUUCAAAGCUUGUCUUUCGGAUACCCAACUUUCAGCCUUCAGGUCUGUCACCUUUCGAUCAGUCCGCAGUACUCUCAUGCGUCUUCAGAGGGUACAGGCGGAAAGAUUCGGCGCCAUGAAUUUUGCGCGGCUAAGGAAAUUCUUGGAGAGCAUACGACUCAUCGAGAAGGAGAUGCAGUUUGCUCAAAAGGCGGAAUUCCUUUCGUACGUUUUGGGCACGAUGGUUGCUGCUCUGCAAGACACAGCCGACAUCCUCGACCCAUGCGAUACAUUGGUCAAGGUUUAUGAGACUAUCGGGGCCUCUAUCACUUUUGGACAUCUGGAUUCCGCAUAUACAUUGAACGCCCCUCAAAAGCAUCUGGUUCUAGCAAGAGUGGCAGCAGACGUUCUGCGGCUGAACAUGCUUAUUCUACAAGUAUUGGGUAUUCCAAAACCGUUUCUGGGCGCGGCGUUCAAAAGCACCUGGAAUGCACUGUUGCCGCAAAGGGAAUCCAUCUUUCAAAAUUUGGAAGGGAUGAAAGAAUUGGUUGAGAAACGGGCAGCCGCGUCAGCUUUUGUCGAACAUGAGCAGAACCGAGGUCCAUCCCUUACAGUUUCGGAUCGUGAUACAGUGCGCUUAAGAGAGCAGUGGUCCGAACUUCAACAAUGGCUGGCCGGUGUGAACACGUUGCAGAUCCAUCAAGACAUCUGCAGGGUCAGACAAGGAACAGCAGAUUCCGGUGCUUGGCUAUUGAAGCAACCAAAAUACGUCGCCUGGAAGUCGGACGAUGUCCCGCGAUGGCCAAUUCUUUGGCUCAAUGGAAUUCUUGGUGCAGGGAAAACAAUCUUGGUUUCCAAAAUCAUCGACGAUUGCCGGACCAACAGCAAUGUUGUUACCGCAUUUUUCUACUGUCACCACGACGAGCCGCAGCGGAGAAGCUUCAUGUCGAUACUGAGGACACUGAUUGCACAGCUUCUUACUGUUCGUCAUAUUCUGUUACCCUGGUGUUAUGAGCAAUAUAGCGGAAGCAAUCAACUUUAUUUGAUGGACGGAAAGAUGUGUGAGCAUAUGUUGACUGCACUACUACUGAGUCAUGACAGGACUGUUGUACUGUUGGAUGGGCUUGAUGAAUGUGAAGCCAUUGAUCGCAAACAGUUACUCGAUUUCUUCACCCGAGCGGUCAGUAUUUGUGAGUCGCACGAUCCUGGCAAGCUUCGAGUUAUGUUUGCGAGCAGAGAUGAACCGGGUAUCCGUCGAGCCCUACAUGGGUCAGUUGAAAUUACCAUAACGCCUGCAAAUAAUGAGGGAGACAUGAAAAGAUUCAUCAAAGUUUGGUGCCAGAAGAUAUGCGACAAGUUCGAAGACCUCGAGGCUGCCGAAGUUUCCUACAUUGAAGAGUCCACGCUGAGUCGUGCAGAUGGAAUGUUCUUGUUUGCGAACUUGGUUAUGACAAACCUCGAGGCCCAAGUGUCACUCCAAGCCCUUCAGGAGCAGAUCCAUCCAGAGAAUUUUCCGAGCGAGCUCGACGCAGCAUAUGAACGCAUCCUCCGACGUGUCAGCAAGGACUCUGACAGGGAAAAGGUGUCUCUUGCAAAGAAAGUAUUGGGGUGGAUGAUGUGUGCAAAGCGACCAUUAAAAUGGCACGAAAUUCAAGGGGCAUUGUCGACGGACACAACCAGCCGGACGGUUGAUUUUGCUCAGCGUCGAUCGCAUGUGCACAUUCGAGAAAUCUGUGGAUCUUUGAUCAGCGAAUUGUCCGGCGACAGACUUGAGCUUGUUCAUGUCAGCGCCAAAAACUAUCUGAAAAAAUCCUCUUUUGUGACAGCACUAUUUGCCGAAUGCACUUUAGCAUCACUCUGUCUCAACUAUCUCUCAUUCGACUGUUUCGAAAAGCAACUCCCCGAAGCACUGGUCCAAGACUUCAUGUUGCGUGGGUCCUUCGCUCUUCAAGACUAUGCAACGUCUCAUUGGUCCGAUCACGCUGCGACAGUCAUCAGGGCGGGCCUUUCUGACUUAAGAUGUGAAGGAAGCGCUAGUGAGGAUUUCUGUUCAGCUGUAAUAGAUUUUGUUGAGCAUUAUCACCUUGGGGCGCAUGAAAGUACCGAGAGUGCGGAGAUACCAAGCGACUGCCUCAAGUUUCAAGAACUUAGCUGCUUUGUUGAGGUAUGUCAUUUGUACCGGCACAUUCAACGGCAGAAGGCAAAGGGUCGCCAAGGCUUCGACGAAAUCACUCCACCACCGCUGGACCAAACGAUUGCGCGCAAUCGCUCUUGUCUCGAGCAAUCUGCAAAGUCAACCACGCUUGACCCGGCGACACAAAAGGAGCUCGAACAAUGCUAUGGGCGGCAGUGGUACAAGUGCACCAAAGCGGCUUGCUACUAUUUUCAUGAAGGCUUCCAGGAUGAGAAGUCUAGAGAAUAUCAUGCUGUCCGGCAUGAUCAUCCGUUUCGUUGUCAGCACGAAGAAUGCGAGAGUGGCUACAAGUUUGGCUUCACAAGUUUGAAGCAGCUCGAAAAGCACGUCAGUCUCUAUCACCCGGAAUCCGUCAAGAUCAAGGCGACCUUCGCGAGAUUGAGCAAGGCCCGAGAACGCGUCAGUAACUCUCCCAUGCGACAUUCCAGCAUCGCGAAGGAGCCGGGCCGGUUUUCCUGCCAUAUCUGUUCGAAGACCUACACGAGACAGGAGAAAUUAAACAAUCAUCUUCGAACGCAUUAUGUGGGGCAAUCCUUGUCCCACUGCUCAGUAGAUGGCUGUGGAAAGUCAUUUGCCAGAGACGAUGAGAGGAAACGCCACGAGAAGGAGGUUCAUUCUGGCGAGAAAAAAUUCCUCUGCGCCGGGAAUACCAAAUAUGGCAAACCUGGCUCCAACAGUUUCGGUUGUGGCAGAGGGUUUACAAGGCUAGCGGGCUUGGAAAGCCACUGGCGCAGCAGGGUUGGUAAAGACUGCCUCAAGCCGCUGCUUGACGAGGAAGAGUUCGAGAGACAAUUGGCAGACCAAGUUGCUAAGAGAAAAGCAGAGGGUUUUGAACUCCCGCUUCCUCGAGCGCUCUAUGAUAAAUACCCUGAGCUACGCAAAUCAGCGACCUUGCAAGAUCCAAGUCUUCUCGAACCGGCGCCCAAGAGACGGCAGCCGUUCAAACCAAGCGCGGCAACGACAGCAUUAUCAUCCGAGGCAGGCACACAACCAUCAUCUGACUCUUCCGGUGCCAACGACAGUGAGAUACCUAAGAACAUUGACAUUUGA
Messenger RNA from Fonsecaea pedrosoi CBS 271.37, 4491 nucleotides. RefSeq lists its product as uncharacterized. Lineage: Eukaryota; Fungi; Ascomycota; Eurotiomycetes; Chaetothyriales; Herpotrichiellaceae. Gene Ontology annotation, biological process: nucleoside metabolic process. Bases 1 to 4491 code for a protein of 1496 amino acids. The record is from RefSeq and is a predicted model, not a curated record. The transcript has 5 exons. Gene Ontology annotation, molecular function: catalytic activity.